This is a messenger RNA of Daucus carota subsp. sativus, 3193 nucleotides long. RefSeq names its product phototropin-2. The coding region runs from base 179 to 2830 and encodes 883 amino acids. Gene Ontology annotation, cellular component: cytoplasm; nucleus; plasma membrane. Gene Ontology annotation, molecular function: ATP binding; protein serine/threonine kinase activity. The transcript has 24 exons. Gene Ontology annotation, biological process: protein phosphorylation. The record is from RefSeq and is a predicted model, not a curated record. NCBI's taxonomy places the organism in Eukaryota, Viridiplantae, Streptophyta, Magnoliopsida, Apiales, Apiaceae.
GAACGUUAUCUUCCUGGCCAAUAUCUCAUGCGUUCAUAUGUUUAUAGCCAAACAAAGAGUACAAAUUAUUAAUUUCCACAUUGCCUUCCUCACUCUCUUAGCUUUUGUAUAAUGUGUUCUCAGUUUCCUACAUUAGAAAAAUUGAACAAGUAGCUAGGCCUGACAGCUCUUGGCUGAAAUGAAGCCAUCAUCAGCACCGAAAAUCGCGCAACCGGAGUCGAGUUCUUCAGCUAGUUGGAUGGUUUUUGAUGAGAACAAUAAAGCGGAUGCGGAUGCUAUUAGGGAGAGGACAGCGGAGUGGGGACAUAUGAUAAAUCCGGAGGAUGGAGACCGGAGUCGAAAUGCGUCCGAGAGAUUCGGACGCAAUAAUUCGACAGAGUCGGAAUCAGGUAUCCCGAGAGUCUCGCAAGAGUUGAAGGAUGCUUUAUCGACAUUGCAACAAACAUUUGUUGUGUCGGAUGCUACAAAGCCGGAUUGUCCGAUUGUGUAUGCUAGCAGUGGAUUCUUUGAGAUGACUGGUUAUUCGUCAAAAGAAGUCAUUGGAAGAAACUGUCGAUUUCUACAAGGACCAGAGACAGACCAAAAUGAAGUGGACAAAAUAAGACAUGCAGUGAAGACAGGAACAAGCUAUUGUGGAAGGCUUUUUAACUACAAAAAAGAUGGCACUCCGUUUUGGAAUCUACUUACAGUUACACCUAUCAAAGAUGACUCUGGCAAAACCAUUAAAUUUAUUGGAAUGCAGGUUGAGGUCAGCAAAUACACAGAAGGUGUUAGUGAAAAGCUAUUGCGACCAAAUGGACUGCCCAAUUCCUUGAUUCGUUAUGAUGCUCGUCAGAAGGAAAAGGCCUUGGGUUCUAUGAAUGAGGUUGUACAAACUGUGAAGCACCCACGCUCUCACAAGGACGAAAAGGACUAUCCAAAUAUUGAUUUUACUCACUUAAAACCAUCCGAAGUUGAAAGUUUGCAUGCUCCUAAUAGACAAACUCCUCGUGUAAUGUCCACAAGUGACCCAUAUCUCAGAAAUUCUACUCAAGACUCCAAGAGUAAAUUUAGAAAAUCACAGCAUGCAGCAUCAAUGGAUGGGUAUCAGGAGAGGUCUUCUAGCACUGCAGUAAAGCUUGAGGAUCAAUUGAGUAUUGAGCCUGAAGUUCUUAUGACAACAGACUUGGAACGCUCUGAUAGCUGGGAUCGUGCUGACAGAGAAAGGGACAUACGUCAGGGAAUUGACCUAGCAACCACAUUGGAGCGCAUUGAGAAAAAUUUUGUUAUAUCAGAUCCCAGACUUCCUGAUUGCCCCAUCAUAUUUGCAUCUGAUAGCUUUCUCGAGCUGACUGAGUAUACACGGGAGGAAAUAUUAGGAAGAAACUGCCGAUUUCUUCAAGGACCUGAAACAGAUCAAGCAACUGUACAAAAGAUAAGAGAUGCAAUUAAAGAACAGAGAGAAAUUACAGUGCAAUUAAUCAACUACACUAAGAGUGGGAAGAAAUUCUGGAAUCUAUUUCACCUGCAACCUAUGAAAGACCAGAAGGGGGAACUCCAGUACUUUAUAGGUGUCCAACUAGAUGGCAGUAAUCAUGUGGAGCCACUUAAAAAUCGUCUUUCAGAGAGUACAGAACAACAAAGUGCUAUGUUGGUCAAAGCAACCGCCAAAAAUGUUGAUGAAGCUGUUCGGGAACUUCCUGAUGCAAAUUCGACUGUUGAUGACUUGUGGGCUAUCCACUCUCAAUCUGUGGUGCCAAGACCUCACAACAGGUACAAUUCAGGCUGGCUGGCUAUACACAAGAUUACUGCGACUGGGGAGAAAAUUGGAUUAAAUCAUUUUAAGCCCAUAAGACCAUUGGGUUGUGGCGACACUGGAAGUGUUCAUUUGGUAGAACUAAAAGGAACAGGUGAACUGUUUGCUAUGAAGGCGAUGGAAAAAACCAUCAUGUUAAAUCGUAACAAGGUUCAUCGAGCAUGCAUAGAAAGGGAAAUCAUAUCAUUACUGGAUCAUCCUUUCCUCCCAACCCUAUACACUUCUUUUCAGACUUCUACGCAUGUUUGCUUGAUAACGGACUUUUGUGCUGGAGGGGAGUUAUUUGCCUUACUAGACAAGCAGCCACAAAAAAUAUUUAAAGAAGAUUCCGCAAGGUUCUAUGCGGCUGAAGUUGUUAUCGGCUUGGAGUAUCUUCAUUGUUUAGGUAUAAUAUAUCGAGAUCUGAAACCGGAAAAUUUGCUACUUCGGAAGGAUGGGCAUAUCGUAUUGACUGACUUCGAUCUUUCGUUUAGGACUUUCUGUAAGCCCCAAGUCAUAAAGCAUCCAGUACUUAAACGUAGAAGAUCCAGAAGCCAACCGCCACCAACAUUUAUUGCAGAGCCUGUUACACAGUCAAAUUCAUUUGUUGGAACUGAAGAAUAUAUUGCUCCAGAAAUUAUUAAAGGAGGUGGCCACAGUAGUGCUAUUGAUUGGUGGGCACUUGGUAUACUGCUCUAUGAAAUGAUUUAUGGCCGUACCCCAUUCAGAGGGAAAAAUAGGCAGAAGACUUUUGCCAACAUUUUGUACAAGGACCUUACCUUCCCAAGUAGCAUUCCGGCGAGUCUGGCAGCCAGACAGUUGAUUCAUGCACUGUUGAAAAGAGACCCUGAGAGUCGGUUAGGAUCAAAUGGUGGUUCCACUGAAAUUAAAGAGCACCCUUUCUUCCGCGAUAUUAAGUGGCCUCUUAUUCGUUGCAUGCAACCUCCACCUUUAGAUACACCUCUUGAAAUCAUCGGAAAAGAGUCGAAUGCCAAGGAAUUAAAUUGGGAUGAUGAUGGAGUUCUUGACAGUAAUAUUGAUAUCGAUCUAUUUUAGAGCUACGAUUGAAGCAAAUGGUGAUAGGCAAAAGCUGAUAAUCCUAAAUAUUGUGCUAUCUUUGUUCUGCUGGAAAAAUCACCCGAUGGAGAGUCUGAUCAGAGUUUGUGUAUCAUCAUUGUAAUAUCCUGUUUAAAUUAUGUUAUGUGCAGUUAGUUAUCUUGAGUUAAAUUGUUUCACAUGAAUAAACACCAACAAGUAUGCUAAUAAUCCAUUAAAUGUGAUAGGGAAGAAAUGUUUCAUCUGAAUAGUUUGUAUGUGUCUGCUCAUUGUCACCAUUUUCACAAUUAAUGCGGAAAUUUUGUAUACGCAGACAUUUUAGUUGUAAGAUUUUGAUUCUUAUCCAAAUUACUAUGAAUUAUA